This is a messenger RNA of Acanthosepion pharaonis, 714 nucleotides long. Lineage: Eukaryota; Metazoa; Mollusca; Cephalopoda; Sepiida; Sepiidae. The record is from the annotation of a GenBank genome assembly.
AUGCCAUCGUGCCCAAGCCGGACUUUCAGCUGCAACCGUCUACGUCUGUCCUUUAUUGGACUCAAAGGUAUGGAUAAGUUCAUAAAUAAAACGAAACGAAAAAUACCGGACGAAGAAAAUGAAUUCUCUGUUGUUGCUGGAAAAAAGUGCAGCCUUGAGAAAACUGAAAACAAAAACUCUUUAAUUCCUUUGGUCUGGAAGAAACUGGAAGCCGAAGAUCUUGACUGUGAUUAUACUCUGUUAUACACCAAGGCUGAGGCUGAUGCAUUAUUGUCAGAGUGUGAACAGACAAUCUCCUACAACACAGGUCAGCUAGCUCGGGUGCAGGUAUUUGGCAAAUGGCAUGAUAUUCCACGAAAACAGGUUGCCCAUGGAGACCCAAAUUUGUCAUAUACUUUUUCUGGUAAUACUGUUCCAGCUCGUCCCUGGAAACCAUUACUAAAUAAAAUUCGUGAAAGGAUCACUGAAGUGACUGGAUACACCUUUAACUUUGUUCUUAUUAACAGGUACAAAGAUGGCAGAGAUCACAUGGGAGAGCAUAAAGAUGAUGAGAAGGAGUUGGUUAAGCGGAGUCCGAUUGCUUCUUUGUCUCUCGCCAAGAGCGAGAUUUUGUGUUCCGUCACGAGUGUGCUCGGUGUAGUCAAAGCAAGAAAAACAAACCCCACCGCGACAUUGUUCCCGUCAAGAUUCAACUGCAACAUGGCAGUCUACUGA